Messenger RNA from Mastomys coucha (southern multimammate mouse), 5841 nucleotides. It is a transcript of the gene Smc5, whose product is annotated as structural maintenance of chromosomes 5. The transcript is spliced from 25 exons. The coding region runs from base 103 to 3411 and encodes 1102 amino acids. The record is from RefSeq and is a predicted model, not a curated record. Gene Ontology annotation, molecular function: ATP binding; ATP hydrolysis activity. NCBI's taxonomy places the organism in Eukaryota, Metazoa, Chordata, Mammalia, Rodentia, Muridae. Gene Ontology annotation, biological process: double-strand break repair via homologous recombination. Gene Ontology annotation, cellular component: Smc5-Smc6 complex.
CGGGGUCAGGCGGGGUCAGUUAGCGCGGGAGCCCGGCGCGGAGGCUCCUGGGCUGCGGCUCGCCGGGAACGGAAGCCGCUGCGGGACGCGGAGGAAGCCAGGAUGGCGACUCCGAGCGGAAAGGCUGUUACCCCCAACCCCCAGGUUUCCAAGAGGUCUCUCCCUAGAGAUGCUUCCUCCGAGGUCCCGAGCAAGAGAAAGAACUCGAACCCGACGUCGACGCUGCCGCGGCCGUCCGGACUCUUCGUCGAGGGCUCGAUCGUCCGCAUCGCCAUGGAGAACUUCUUAACAUAUGAUAUUUGUGAAGUGUCUCCUGGGCCCCAUCUGAAUAUGAUUAUUGGAGCCAAUGGGACAGGGAAGUCAAGUAUAGUGUGUGCCAUUUGCCUUGGACUAGCAGGCAAGCCUGCCUUCAUGGGACGCGCAGAUAAGGUUGGGUUUUUCGUGAAGAGAGGAUGUUCCAAAGGUUUGGUUGAAAUUGAACUGUUCAGGACUUCGGGAAAUCUUAUAAUCACCCGUGAGAUUGAUGUGAUAAAAAAUCAGUCCUUUUGGUUCAUCAACAAAAAACCUGUAACCCAGAAGAUAGUGGAAGAACAGGUUGCAGCCUUAAACAUCCAAGUGGGCAAUCUGUGCCAGUUCUUGCCUCAGGACAAAGUUGGGGAAUUUGCUAAACUCAGCAAAAUUGAACUCCUUGAAGCUACUGAGAAGUCAAUUGGUCCUCCAGAGAUGCACAGAUACCACUGUGAACUCAAAAACUUCAGGGAGAAGGAGAAGCAGCUAGAGACCUCUUGCAAAGAGAAAACUGAAUAUCUAGAGAAGAUGAUUCAGAGAAAUGAAAGGUACAAACAAGAUGUGGAAAGAUUCUAUGAACGAAAACGACAUUUAGAUUUAAUUGAGAUGCUCGAGGCAAAGAGACCAUGGGUGGAAUAUGAGAAUGUACGUCAGGAAUAUGAAGGUGUGAAACUAAUUCGUGACCGAGUAAAGGAAGAGGUCAGGAAACUUAAAGAAGGGCAGAUUCCUAUGACACGGCGGAUUGAAGAAAUUGAAAGGCAGCGUCGCACUUUGGAACUUCGAAUCAAAGAAAAGUCAGCUGACAUUAAGGAAGCGUCUCAGAAAUGCAAGCAAAGGCAAGACUUGAUUGAACGGAAGGACAGACAUAUUAAGGAACUUCAGCAGGCAUUAACAGUCAAGCAGAAUGAAGAGCAUGACCGGCAGAAGAGAAUCAGUAACACCCACAAGAUGAUAGAGGAUCUGCAGAAUGAGCUCAAGACUGCAGAAAAUUGUGAGAACCCUCAGCCUCAGAUUGAUGCCAUCACAAAUGAUCUGAGGCGCGUUCAGGAGGAGAAGGCAGUAUGUGAAGGCGAGAUCAUUGAUAAACAGAGAGAAAAGGAAAUGCUGGAGAAGCAGAAACGGAGUGUCAAUGAUCAUAUCAUACGUUUUGACAAUCUUAUGAAUCAGAAAGAAGAUAAGCUGAGACAGAGGUACCGGGAUACGUAUGAUGCAGUCUUGUGGCUGAGAAAUAACAGAGACAGGUUUAAACAAAGAGUCUGUGAACCCAUAAUGCUCACGAUUAAUAUGAAAGAUAAUAAAAAUGCAAAAUAUGUUGAAAAUCAUAUUUCAUCAAAUGACUUAAGAGCCUUUGUGUUUGAAAGUCAAGAAGAUAUGGAGAUUUUCCUCAGAGAGGUUCGUGACCAUAAGAAAUUAAGAGUAAAUGCUGUUAUUGCUCCCAAGAUUUCAUAUGCAGACAAAGCACCUUCAAGAUCUCUGAAUGACUUAAAACAGUAUGGAUUUUUUUCAUACCUUCGAGAGCUAUUUGAUGCACCCGACCCUGUGAUGAGUUACCUUUGCUGCCAGUACCAUAUUCAUGAGGUUCCUGUAGGAACUGAAAGGACUCGAGAAAGAAUUGAACGGGUAAUACAAGAAACUCGAUUAAAACAAAUUUAUACAGCAGAAGAAAAGUAUGUGUUAAAAACUUCUUUCUAUUCAAAUAAAGUUAUUUCUAGUAAUACAUCCCUGAAAGUAGCCCAGUUCCUCACAGUUACUGUGGAUCUAGAGCAAAGGAGACACUUGGAAGAACAGCUAAAGGAAAUUAAUAGAAAACUGGAAGCAGUGGACUCAGCAUUGGUAGUCUUGCGGGAUACAAACAGGAACCUCGAGCUCAAAGACAAUGAGCUGAGGCUGAAGAAGAAGGAUCUUCUUGAAAGAAAAACCCGGAAAAGGCAACUGGAACAGAAAAUCAGCUCCAAGCUGGCAAGUAUAAGGCUGAUGGAACAGGAUGCUUGUAAUCUGGAAGAGGAAGAACGAAAAGCAAGUACCAAAAUAAAAGAAAUAAAUGUUCAGAAAGCAAAACUUGUUACUGAAUUAACAGGCCUUGUAAAGGUAUGCACUUCUUUUCAUAUUCAAAAAGUUGAUUUGAUUCUUCAAAAUACUACCGUGAUCUCUGAGAAGAACAAAUUAGAAGCAGAUUACAUGGCAUCGUCCUCCCAGCUUCGCGCUACAGAGCAACAGUUCAUUGAAUUGGAUGACAACAGACAGAGAUUGUUGCAGAAGUGCAAGGAACUUAUGAAGAGAGCUAGGCAAGUAUGUAACCUGAGUGCAGACCAAGCCGUUCCACAAGAAUUCCAGACACAAGUACCCACCAUUCCAAAUGGACACAGCUCCUCACCCCCCAUGGCUUUUCAAGAUCUCCCAAACACAUUGGAUGAAAUUGAUGCAUUAUUAACUGAAGAAAGAUCAAGAGCUUCCUGCUUCACAGGACUAAAUCCUUCGGUGGUUGAGGAGUACACAAAAAGAGAAAUAGAAAUACAGCAGUUAACUGAAGAACUAAAGGGGAAGAAAGUCGAACUAGAUGAAUACAGGGAAAACAUUUCGCAGGUGAAAGAAAGGUGGCUAAACCCCUUAAAGGAGCUAGUAGAAAAAAUCAAUGAGAAGUUCAGCAACUUUUUUAGUUCCAUGCAAUGUGCUGGUGAAGUUGAUCUUCAUACAGAAAACGAGGAAGAUUAUGAUAAAUACGGAAUCCGGAUUAGAGUGAAAUUUCGCAGUAGUACUCAGCUGCAUGAAUUAACUCCUCAUCAUCAGAGUGGAGGUGAAAGAAGUGUCUCUACCAUGCUGUACUUGAUGGCACUCCAGGAGCUUAACAGAUGUCCAUUCAGAGUAGUUGAUGAGAUUAAUCAGGGUAUGGACCCAAUUAAUGAGCGGAGAGUAUUUGAAAUGGUUGUGAACACUGCCUGUAAAGAGAACACAUCCCAGUACUUCUUCAUCACACCCAAGCUUCUACAAAAUCUUCCUUAUUCUGAAAAGAUGACAGUAUUGUUUGUCUACAAUGGUCCUCAUAUGCUGGAGCCAAACCGAUGGAAUUUAAAGGCUUUUCAGAGGCGUCGCAGAAGGAUUACCUUCACUCAGCCUUCUCAGUGAAAGGAAAGGGAGGGGCCUUCAAAGGUUUUUUCGUUUAACUGUUUAUACAUGUCGCCUAAGUGAAUAAAAGUUAGCAGAUUUAUUGAAAGAGAAAGAUUGGUUAUUUUUGGAAACCUGCUUUAAAAACGAAUAGGAUGAUAAAGUGAGGACCACAGUGACUCUGGAACAUUUUCUAGUGAAAACUAAGUCUUCAGUUUUGGUGGACCUUGUCUCAUUAGUCCUCUGGGAGCACGGGAUUGCUGUGUGAAGCUUUGUGCUGCUCCUCGGUUGUGGUGGCACACAUCUAGCCCAGCAUUUAGGAGGGGGAGGCAGGAAGGUCAUAAGUUUGAGUGGUUUUGUGUGUCAUAACAGAAAAGGCUAUUUCUUGUUGCAAAUCAAAGGUAUGACAGAGUGGGGUUUCAUUCCCAGAGCGUUUACUAACUAAACAGUGCCGAGUGCUGAUUGCAGAGCAUUCUGACUUUAAGAGAGUAAAGGCAACUCAGGAUUAGAAGUCCCACUUUUCUUCCAGUAUUACAUUUAGUUUUUAAAAACUAGUAUGGAAGCCAAGGCUACACAGAGAAACCCUGUCUCAAAAAAAACAAAAAAAAACAAAAAAAAAACUAGUAUGGGAAUAAAUAUCUGCUUAAUAGAUAGUGAUUGAUGGCAGAUCUGUUCAUUUCUUUGUGUUAAAAAAAAAAGUUCCCUUAUUUUCAUAGAAAAUAUGUUAUAGGCAACUUUUAUUGCUAUUUCAAAGAAUUGGGAAAACAUAUGCAUGGGGCUUCAAAAUGACAGGAGGACUUUGAGAGGUCACAAGGUAAAGAUGAUACAGAAUGUGGCUCAGUCAUUGGCAGGAUGAAAUCAGGUGACAGUAGUUAAAGUGUAACUGUUGUGGUAGGGUUUUUAUGUUUGUUUGUUUAAUUUAAAGUCAAAUGUAUUUUACAUCUUAAAUUUUUAAAAAGCAUUUUUAUAAUUACUUUUAGUAAGAUUUUUCUUAAGAUUUCAUAUACAGGUUUUUACAAUUUGUAUUUGAAUUUUCUCAGUGCUAUGGAAAGAGUGAAGGCAAAGAAUUGAUUGGUUUCAAAUCAUGUUUUUAGAAUUUGUAGGUCCUUCCUUAUACCCUGUAUUUUAGAAAAAUCUCAUCUAAAUUGUUUUCUUCCAUCUUGAAAAUAUUAAUUGAAAACCAUUUAUUUUUCUCUGAGAAUACCAAUUAACAAUGCCAAUCAAAUUCUUUUCUUUUACAAAACUAAAUCUUGAAGGAAAAUAGAAAUGUCUUUGAAUAGUGGACUGAAUCAUAACUUUGAUGGUACUGACAAAAUUAUGUUUUUGACUUGCUAGACUAAAUAAAGUUUGGACUUUGUAUAUUAUUGUAAUAGCCAAUGAAAUUUACAUUUUUAUUAGGUUAAAAAAUAAUGGAACAUGAGUUUAUGUCCUCUCACUUAGACAUUUUCUUUUUUAGAAGUUGUAUUUCUUUUUAAAACUUGUAAAAGAACCCUUCCCUCUUAAACUAAGUCUCAUACAUGUAGUAUAAAAAUAUUUUUAAUAACAUUUUUAUCAGCAUGAACAAGUUGAAAAAUUAAAAAAACUUGGUAGCAUAUUAGUGAAGCGUAUUACUAAACAUUUGUGUUGUUGCUUGGAUUUCUGAUAUAAUAUCUUCACUGAUAUGUACUUGAUUGUUUUUAUCAUUUCAAUGUGAAACAAAAACAAAACAUACUUAAAACUCACAUCAGUGAUUCCUUUUCAGUUUAUACAUGCCACAAACAAUUACAUAUCAUGCUUAUAAGCUUUGAGAGAGCAAAAUUAAUGUUGUUUUAUAUUGAAUUUUGGGCUGGGAAGGAUAAAUUAUGUAUCAUUUAUCAUAUUUAACAUAGUCAAACAGUAUAAUGUCAUUUUUUGCAACUGUUGAUUUUUUAAAUUAUAUUCAAAUUGUAAAAAUUCCAAGUAAAAGCCUGAUUUGAUAAAUAAAAUAUUUAAAACCUGACAGUUACAAAUAUUUUUAAUGACUAAAUUUUUACAUUGAUUUGCCUGAGGUCAGUCUCUGUUAGAAAGUUUCUCAUUUUCAAAAAAAAAAAAGAUUGUCUUCUUGUUUUGUAAGUUUUAUUUAUUUUAUGUGAAUAGUUGUUUUGCCUGCAUGUUUGUCUAUAUACCUGGUACUUGCUAAGGCUGGAAAAGAGCAUCAGAUCUCCUCGGAGUGGAGUUAAAGAUAGUUGUGAGCUGCUAUGUGGGUGUUGGGUAUAGAAACUGGGUCCUGUGGAAGACCAGCCAGUAGACUUAACCACUGAGCCAUCUCUUCAGUCCCAAAAAGAGAUUUCUUGCUGUUUUCCAAUAGCCUUGGAUAUAAGCCUGUAGCACAUGAGGGGCAUCACUUCAUUCUGGUUUGUGUAAAUGUAACUGAUUAAAACUAUGUUGUAAAUGCUACUUUGUUGAUAAUAAAUAUGUAUUUUUCCAUUGGUA